Molecule: messenger RNA, 1251 nt
Organism: Fusarium coffeatum
Lineage: Eukaryota; Fungi; Ascomycota; Sordariomycetes; Hypocreales; Nectriaceae
Exons: 2
Coding region: 1-1251 (416 amino acids)
Source: RefSeq, a predicted model, not a curated record
AUGGCAGAAGGCAUCGGUGUUGCUUCUGGGGUUUUAACCUUGGUAACGUUCGCUUUUAAAUCGAGCACAGUUCUUUUUAAAACGGUCCGCAGUUUUAAAACCCAGGAUGCUAAUGCACGCGCACUCAAAACUGAGUUGAGUGAUCUAACUGGAGUUCUGCAAUCUCUCCUGGAAACUGUUACAAAUUACCCUGACAUUAAGUUCGACUCGCUUGAAUUGCCUCUCCUGCGUUGUGGAAAGACUUGUGAAGAGUAUCAUAAGCUCAUUGCUCGUUGUACAAAACACUCUGAUGGAACUCGUCCAAGCUUACGGGACUGGAUAGGCCAGCAGUACCUGAAAGGAGACAUCAUAGACUUCAAAGAGAUGCUUGCUGGGUAUAAAUCCACAAUCAAUAUAGCAUUGGCUAACGCUAAUAUAACGAUUGCGGCUGUUACGCGUAAUGCCAUUGAGGAAUACAAAGAUAUGAUAGAUGAUACAACGUCCGAUCUCCAGAAACACAUGCAGCGGUUGGAUGAGAGAGUACAGAGCUUGACCGCCUCUAAUACCGAUACUGUCGAGUCUGAUAGCGCUGAUUGGCUUGCUCUCUUUGAGGAGAAAGAAAGUACCCGAAAAGGCCUCCAGAUCUGCAUUGAGCUGUCUGAACAUAUUGAGUCACUUGAAUCCACAACCAACGAAACGCAGCAGUUCUCUCAGCAGCCUACAGCAAACAAAUACAUCAGGAGUAGUUUGAGUUCCGCUAAGAGCUCUAUCAGUUCGUUGGAAUCUCGUCUUAAAAGCCAUGGGAACAAGAUUGAUGAAAGAAUGGAUGCUAUGAAAGUUAAAACGAAUCUAUCCGAAGACGACAUCAUACAAUUGGCACAACUACAAGAAACGAGGGAAAGCAUUCGUCAGUGCAUGAACGUGGUUGCUGAUGCUGGCGAGGACUUGGCCAAAGAACGUGUCAAUGUAUUUGAAGACAUAACUAUGACUGAUAAUAGUUAUGGUAUUACAGUUUCAACUGUAAAGGACUUGGUUUUAGCCAGGAGAGUCAAUCUGCAGGGCCAAGCGCGUUACGUUGGUGGGCAAAUAGAUCAGGCAAGCUACAACGCAACCAUCAAUGCACUCACAGACUUGGACCGAGGAAGCGUUCAAUAUGGCGGACGGGAUGCACGAGUUUCUUCUGAAGAUGGAGCGUUUCUUGAUCGUCAUGGUCGCGGCGUUAAGCUUGCAUGGUCUGACAUAUCUACAAAAUCUCCCGGGCCAGGCUCAUAG